Messenger RNA from Trichosurus vulpecula (common brushtail), 710 nucleotides. It is a transcript of the gene SPATA25, whose product is annotated as spermatogenesis associated 25. NCBI's taxonomy places the organism in Eukaryota, Metazoa, Chordata, Mammalia, Diprotodontia, Phalangeridae. The coding region runs from base 1 to 699 and encodes 232 amino acids. The transcript is spliced from 2 exons. The record is from RefSeq and is a predicted model, not a curated record. Gene Ontology annotation, biological process: spermatogenesis.
AUGUCCUACUUCAUGACACAGAGAGCUCAUUCGGGUCUCCUUACUCCCGGCCAAGGUGGGGCAGGCCCUCCAAGCUCCUCUCUCAGCCUCUAUGGUCCCAUGGAGCCAGUGGUGGUGGCCCCUGGAGGGCCAGGCCCACUGAGCCAGAAAGCUGAGCGUCAGGCAGCUCCCCAGUCCUGGGGUCACUCUGUACCUACACCAGAACCUGGGAUCUGCCCAGGAGGGGCUGGCUGGGAGCCGCUUCGGCGGAAAGAGUAUCAUGGCAGAUACUGCAGAAAGUUUCCUCACGUGAGGCAGCUUGAGAACGUGGGCUGGGAGGAUGGUUGCCCACGGGGCAGGGUCCCUCAGUUGGCUGGAGGGCAGAUGGGUGGCCUUGGAGGGCACGGGCCACUGCUGCUCUGUGGGCUAUCUCCAGGGGCCCUGCUGGUGCCCAAAGAGGCAGGGGGCAAGGAUCCUAGUUCCCAGCCUGACAUCUGCAUCCUCACAUUGGCUAUGAUGAUUGCUGGCAUCCCCACUGUGCCUGUCCCAGGUCUGAGGGAAGAGGACAUGAUCCGGGCAGCCCAGGCCUUCAUGAUGGCCCAUCCAGAGCCUGAGGGGGCUACUGAGGGGAGGUGGGGUCAGGCCCAGUCUCACAUGGUGCUUGGCCAGGCCCCACUGGUGGGGCCCAGGAGGAGUCAGGGUCCUGGUUCCUGCUUGUAGCCAGAUGAAAU